CUUCUCGACCUUUUCCAGGUUGGCAUGAACUUUUGUAACUCAGGGCACUUUGAGGGUCCACAGACUUUCACUUCGUAACAACCGAAUCGGAAGUAUUCUUCUCGGCGAAAAGGGCGUACAGUAGAAUACCUAUACCUACCGAGAUACACAAUGCCCACCGAAAGGCGCGAUACUAUUGCCCAUGCUCCAACUGGCAAUGGUCAGCCAGCUGUCAGUAGACGGCGAACCAAUGGAAGAGCUUGCAUAACUUGCCACCAACGCAAAGUCCGUUGUGAUAUCCUUGAAAAGGGCACACCCUGCUCUCACUGCCAGAUCCAAAACAAGCCCAAUUGCACAAUAUACGAGAAGAAAAAGAAAAGAUCAUCUCGCGCAUCUAAUUCUCGUCCCAGCCCCGUCCCCCUCCAGCCUCGUCAUUCUUCUCAACAGCCGCAGCCGCAGCCUCAGCGUCAUCACCACCACCAUCAGCGACAGCAACCGCAAUGCCUCACAGCUCCUGCAACACCCAGAGCAACGGCAGCCCUCUGGCCGGAAGUGGCCGUAGAUCCGAUUGCGCGGCCAAGUUCCAGCACUGGCCAUUAUCAACAUGACUCUCCCUCAACUAUGCAAGACUCUGCCGAGAACGAGGAAACCUACGAGACUCGCAAUCUAGCUGACUUUAUCGGUCAAGACCUACCAAAAGUCGGCGAGAUCUCACGUUCUGAACGCCUCUACUUUAUCGGCACCGAGUUCUCAAAUCUCAACCAUCUCGUGCGUCACAGAGCUCUACGAAGGGAUCAAAAGGACGUGUUGCACUUUGGGACGCGUAGACUUGCGAGAAAGGUUCCUUCAGUCCCUGAAGAAGCUCUAAAGUUACCUCCUAAAGCCUUGGCUGAUGAGCUUGUCACAGCGUAUUUCGCCCACGUCAAUCCAGGGUUUCCAAUUGUCGAUGAGGAUGAAUUUAUGACGAGCUACAAUGGCUCUGACGUUCCGAAACUGGUGUCCUUACCAUUGUUGAACGCCAUAUUCCUCGUCGGCGCCCAUGUACUCUCCUCGACCCGAGAAGACUGUAGGGCCAGCACAUAUACCUUCUUCCGUAGAGCCAAGAUGCUCUUUGACUACCGCUUCGAGCAGCACCGCGAGACGUACCUCCAAGUUGCUCUCCUAUUGACAUGGCAGUGUGACAACCUCGAAGAUAUCGUUGAUAACUCAUGGCACUGGAUCGGAAUUGGAGCCCGCACUGCCUUUGGAAUGGGCAUGCACCGGGACGCCCGUUCCAGUACCCUGAACACCAUAGACAAACGUCAAUGGGUCCGGCUCUGGUGGUGUCUAUUUCAGUUUGACGUCAUGGUUUCGGCUUCGUUUGGUCGACCGCAAGCAAUAAACCUAGAAGAGUCGGACACCCCGAUGCUCGACGAAAGUCAUUUUCAGGGCAUUCCUCAUGGCAACCCAACUUUCGCCAUCGAGCAUACAAAACUGUGCAUCAUCUUCUCCACGGCCAUGAGACGACGUGUAGCCUUACGAUCCACAGAAGCCGAUAGAGCAGCGGCAACCAAGGAAGCUGAUGAGGAACUUGCUAAGUUUAUAACCCAACUGCCGCAAAGUCUUCAAAUCUCGCAUUCCAACCCGGACACUUGGCAAGCAACUCUUCACCUCUCGUAUCAUAACUUUCUUAUCCUUCUCCACCGGCCUCCGCCUCAUCAAGAUCCGAGCCGGGUUUCACAUCACUCUGCCAUGGAUCACAGCAUCUGUGGCGAUGCUGUCGUAGCGAUAAACUCUAUCUUCGAAUCUCUCCGCGCAAAGAAUACGUUAUGCAAUCUAUGGUUGCCUUCCGUCCACGUUCUUUUCACCAGCCUGCUGCACAUUGCCAGUGAGCUCAACUCUCCCAAUCCUCUCAUUGCUGCAAAGUCAUCCCGCAUGUUUGACUCUCUUAUCCACACGCUCCGAGAUAUAUCACAGUAUUGGAUAUAUGCCAAGAGUCUUCUGCGGCUGUUUGAGGAACGGGCUAUGUGGAAAAAGAGACAGAGAGGGCAUGUACUAGGAUCAUCUGAAGAUCGGACCUUUCAACAAAGUCAAGAGUCUCCAACUACUCGUACGGGCGCUUCCGAGUUUUCGCUGCGCCCUGAUCCUCUUGGUGUCCCCAGUAUCAUGGGCGAUGCUCCAUCAACUCUUCAGCCAUCUUCUGCCCCAGUACCUGGACCAGCAUACGGCUUUAAUUUCGACUACGGUGUGCACCAGGGUCUUUCAUAUGGCGAGGGCUUUCCAAACGGCCUUGACAUAGCCGGGAAUGGGAGCGAGGCCAUGAAUCUGCUCCCUGUGCCUUCGGUAUUGGAGUUUCUACUGGCUGGCGUUGAUAAUCAGUAUGACUUCUGAUUGGACUGUUAUUAACCAAAUAAUUGUGCCUUUUGCUGCAAUACUAUGUAUGUAAGUCUUCAACGCAGCAGGCAGGGGCUGGAAACUGAGAUGUGCCCUGUCAUCCGUGACUUCGAAUAUGCCAACUACUACAACCCAUAUAAGACAUCUUAUAAAGCUAUUUAAAAU
This is a messenger RNA of Fusarium odoratissimum NRRL 54006, 2517 nucleotides long. RefSeq lists its product as uncharacterized. Lineage: Eukaryota; Fungi; Ascomycota; Sordariomycetes; Hypocreales; Nectriaceae. The transcript is spliced from 3 exons. Gene Ontology annotation, biological process: DNA-templated transcription; regulation of DNA-templated transcription. The record is from RefSeq and is a predicted model, not a curated record. Gene Ontology annotation, molecular function: zinc ion binding; DNA-binding transcription factor activity, RNA polymerase II-specific; DNA binding. Bases 151 to 2349 code for a protein of 732 amino acids.